CACCACAAUGAGAUCCUAAGAUGGCGGUGGCUGCGGCGGUUGGCGCCGAGUAGCUAAGGUAGAGAAGGCGGCCAUUGGGCCCUAGGCAGCCAGGGACCUUGUGGGCGCUCCCAGCUGCAGUCUCUAAGGGAGGACCGCUGCCAGUGGCGGAUCGUAGGGCCUGACCGCUACUCCACCCUUGGCAGGAGAGGCUGCUUCGUUUACAGGCAACAACUUUGAAGUGUGAAGCAGGAAAGGAGCUGUUUCUGAGCUGUAAAACUAGUUUUUAAACAGAAAAUUAAUUGGUAAAACCAAGAUGGCCACAGGAGGAGGUCCUUUUGAAGAAGGCGUGAAUGAUCAGGAUUUACCAAACUGGAGCAAUGAGGGUGUUGAUGACCGACUCAACAAUAUGGAUUGGGGUGGCCAACAGAAGAAAGCAAAUAAAUCAUCAGAAAAGAAUAAGAAAAAGCUUGGUGUUGAAAGUGAUAAAAGGGUAACUAAUGAUAUUUCUCCGGAGUCAUCACCAGGAGUUGGAAGGCGAAGAACAAAGACUCCACAUUCGUUUCCACAUAGUAGAUACGUGACUCAGAUGUCUGUUCCAGAGCAGGCAGAAUUAGAGAAACUUAAACAGCGGAUAAACUUCAGUGAUUUAGAUCAGAGAAGCAUUGGAAGUGAUUCUCAAGGUAGAGCAACAGCUGCUAACAACAAACGUCAGCUUAGUGAAAACCGAAAGCCCUUCAACUUUUUGCCUAUGCAGAUUAAUACUAACAAGAGCAAAGAUGCUGCUAUAAGUCCUCCAAAGAGAGAAAUGGUUGGUUCAGCACAAUGUAAAGAGUUGUUCGCCUCUGCUUUAAGUAAUGACCUUUUGCAAAACUGUCAAGUCUCUGAAGAAGAUGGAAGAGGAGAGCCUGCUAUGGAAAGCAGCCAGAUUGUAAGCAGGCUUGUUCAGAUUCGUGAUUAUAUUACUAAAGCUAGUUCCAUGCGGGAAGAUCUUGUAGAGAAAAAUGAAAGAUCUGCUAAUGUUGAGCGCCUUACUCAUCUAAUAGAUCACCUUAAAGAGCAAGAAAAGUCAUAUAUGAAAUUUCUCCAAAAAAUCCUUGCUAGAGAAAAUGAGGAGGAGGAUGUUCGGACUAUAGAUUCAGCUGUGGGAUCUGGUUCUGUAGCUGAGAGCACAUCGCUAAACAUAGAUGUGCAGUCUGAGGCUUCAGAUACCACGGCCAGAGAUCCUCCGCAGGAGCCUAUGGAAGAGAUCGAAAAUUUGAAGAAACAGCAUGACUUAUUAAAAAGGAUGUUACAACAGCAGGAGCAGCUGAGAGCUCUGCAGGGACGGCAGGCUGCGCUUCUUGCUCUGCAGCACAAAGCAGAGCAAGCGAUUGCUGUGAUGGAUGAUUCUGAAAAGGUUGCAGGGACAACUUCUGGCCAACAUUCUGUACCGGGCAGACAGCCAGCUCGCUCUCCUUUUCAUCAGAGAGUACCCUUAAGAGUUGUAACAGAAACUACAGGUAGCCUAUCUGGAGUUAGUAUCACCUCUGAAUUAAAUGAAGAGUUGAAUGAUUUAAUUCAGCGUUUUCAUAAUCAGCUUCGUGAUUCUCAGCCUCCAACUGUUCCAGACAAUAGAAGACAAGCAGAAAGUCUAUCAUUAACUAGGGAGGUUUCUCAGAGCCGGAAUCCUUCAGUUUCAGAACACUUACCUGAUGAGAAAGUACAGCUUUUUAGCAAAAUGAGAGUAUUACAGGAAAAGAAACAAAAAAUGGACAAACUGCUUGGAGAACUUCAUACACUUCGAGAUCAACAUCUGAACAAUUCAUCGUUUGUGCCUUCUGCAUCCUCUCCACAAAGAACUGUGGAUCAGAGAAGUACACCUUCAGCUCCCUCUGCGCCUUUAGGCUUAGCACCAGUUGUCAAUGGAGAAUCCAAUAGCUUCCCGUCAUCUGUUCCUUAUCCUGCUGCUUCUCUAGUUUCUCAGAAUGAGAGUGAAAAUGAAGGACAUCUGAAUCCAACUGAAAAACUCCAGAAGUUAAAUGAAGUUCGAAAGAGAUUGAAUGAACUAAGAGAAUUAGUCCAUUAUUAUGAACAAACAUCAGAUAUGAUGACAGAUGCUGUUAAUGAAAACACAAAAGAUGAAGAAACUGAAGAGUCCGAUUAUGAUUCUGAGCAUGAAAACUCUGAACCUGUUACUAACAUUAGAAAUCCACAAGUAGCUGCAACUUGGAAUGAAGUAAAUAGUAAUUCUAAUGCACAGUGUGUUUCUAAUAAUAGAGAGGGGAGAUCAGUUAAUUCUAAUUGUGAAAUUAACAACAGAUCUGCUGCCAACAUAAGGGCUCUGAAUAUGCCUCCAUCUUUAGCAGACUGUCACUAUAAUAGAGAAGGAGAACAGGGGAUUCAUGGUGCACAAGGUGAGGAUGAUGAGGAAGAGGAUGAAGCAGAAGAUGAGGGAGUCAGUGGGGCUUCAUUAACUAGUCACAGGAGCAGUCUGGUUGAUGAAGCUCCAGAAGAUGCUGAAUUUGAACAGAAGAUCAAUAGACUUAUGGCUGCAAAACAGAAACUGAGACAAUUACAAGAUCUUGUUGCUAUGGUACAGGAUGAUGAUGCAGCAGAUCAUGGAGUUAUCUCUACCAAUACUUCAAAUUUGGAUGAUUUCUACCCAGCAGAAGAAGACAAUAAACAAAAUGCAAAUAACACUAGAGGAAAUGCCAAUAAAACACAGAAAGAUGCCGGAAUAAAUGAGAAGGCACGAGAGAAAUUUUAUGAGGCUAAACUACAGCAGCAACAGAGAGAACUCCGACAAUUGCAGGAAGAAAGAAAGAAACUGAUUGAGAUUCAAGAGAAAAUUCAAGCAUUGCAGAAGGCAUGUCCUGACUUACAGCUGUCAGCCACUAGUGCGGGUAAUUGUCCCACAAAAAAAUAUAUCCCAGCUGUUACUUCAACCCCAGCUGUUAACGGAAAUGAAACUAGUACAAGCAAAUCCGGUUUUGAGCCUGAAGAUUCUUCAGUAGUAGAUAACGAGCUGUGGUCAGAAAUGCGAAGACAUGAGAUGUUAAGGGAAGAGCUACGACAGAGGCGAAAGCAGCUUGAAGCGCUCAUGGCGGAACAUCAGAGGAGGCAAGGUCUAGCCGAAACUACAUCUCCUAUGGCUGUGUCAUUGAGAAGUGAUGGAUCUGAGAACCUGUGUACACCUCAGCAGAGUAGAACAGAAAAAACAAUGGCAACUUGGGGCGGUUCUACUCAGUGUGCACUGGAUGAAGAAGGAGAUGAAGAUGGUUAUCUUUCUGAAGGAGUUGUUCGGACGGAUGAAGAGGAGGAAGAAGAAGAGCAAGAUGCCAGUUCCAAUGAUAACUUUUCUGUGUAUCCUCCUAACAGUGCGAAUCAUAACUCUUACAACGUAAAAGAAACUAAGAAUAGGUGGAAGAACAAUCGCCCUUUUUCAGCAGAUGGAAAUUAUCGUCCUUUAGCUAAGACAAGACAGCAGAAUAUCAGCAUGCAGCGUCAGGAAAACCUUCGUUGGGUGUCAGAGCUCUCUUAUGUAGAGGAGAAAGAACAAUGGCAAGAACAAAUUAAUCAGCUAAAGAAACAGCUUGAUUUCAGUGUCAAUAUUUGUCAGACUUUGAUGCAGGACCAGCAGACGCUGUCUUGUCUGCUACAAACUCUUCUCACGGGUCCUUACAGUGUGAUGCCAAGCAAUGUUGCCUCCCCCCAGGUACACCUUAUCAUGCACCAGUUGAACCAGUGCUAUACUCAGCUAACAUGGCAACAGAAUAAUGUGCAAAGGUUGAAACAAAUGCUGAAUGAACUUAUGCGCCAACAAAAUCAGCACCCAGAAAAACCUGGAAGCAAGGAAAGAGGCAGCAGUGCAUCACACCCUUCUUCUCCCAGUUUAUUUUGUCCUUUCAGCUUUCCACCACAGCCUGUAAAUCUGUUUAACCUACCCGGAUUUACUAAUAUUUCAUCAUUUACACCAGGCAUGAAUUUCAGCCCUUUAUUUCCUUCUAAUUUUGGAGAUUUUUCUCAGAAUAUUUCUACACCCACUGAACAGCAGCAACCAUUAGCCCAGAAUUCUUCAGGAAAAACAGAAUAUAUGGCUUUUCCAAAACCUUUUGAAAGCAGUUCUUCUGUUGGAGCAGAAAAACAAAGGAAUCAAAAACAGCCUGAAGAGGAGGUGGAAAACAGUAGGACACCAUGGUUAUAUGACCAAGAAGGUGAUGUAGAAAAACCAUUUAUCAAGACUGGAUUUCCAGUGUCUGUAGAGAAAACUACAAAUAGUAAUCGCAAAAAUCAAUUAGAUACCAGCCGGAGAAGACGCCAGUUUGAUGAAGAGUCAUUAGAAAGCUUUAGCAGUAUGCCUGAUCCAGUGGAUCCAACAACAGUAACCAAAACAUUCAAGACAAGGAAAGCAUCUGCACAGGCCAGCCUGGCAUCUAAAGAUAAAACUCCUAAAUCAAAGAGUAAGAAAAGGCAUUCUACUCAGCUGAAAAGCAGAGUUAAAAAUAUUGGGUAUGAAAGUGCCAGUAUGUCUAGCACAUGUGAACCUUGCAAAAGUAGGAACAGACAUUCAGCCCAGACUGAAGAGCCUGUUCAAGCAAAAGUAUUCAGCAGAAAGAAUCAUGAGCAGCUGGAAAAAAUAAUAAAAUGUAGUAGGUCUACAGAAAUAUCUUCAGCACAUGCUAGGAGAAAACUACAGCAGUCUAACAGAAAUGCAUGCAAUGAAGCGCCAGAAACUGGGAGUGAUUUUUCCAUGUUCGAAGCUUUGCGGGAUACGAUUUAUUCUGAAGUGGCUACAUUAAUUUCUCAGAAUGAAUCUCGUCCACAUUUUCUAAUUGAACUCUUCCAUGAACUUCAGCUACUUAAUACAGACUACUUGAGACAAAGGGCUUUAUAUGCAUUGCAGGACAUAGUAUCCAGACAUAUUUCUGAGAACCAUGAAAAAGAAGGAGAAAAUGUAAAAUCAGUGAAUUCUGGUACUUGGAUAGCAUCAAACUCAGAACUUACCCCCAGUGAAAGCCUUGCUACCACUGAUGAUGAAACUUUUGAGAAGAACUUUGAGAGAGAAACACACAAAAUAAGUGAGCAAAAUGAUGCUGAUAAUGCUAGUGUCAUGUCUGUAUCUUCAAAUUUUGAGCCUUUUGCAACAGAUGAUCUAGGUAACACUGUGAUUCACUUAGAUCAGGCAUUAGCCAGAAUGAGGGAAUAUGAGCGUAUGAAGAUCGAGGCCGAAAGCAGCACAAACGCGAGAUGCACCUGCAGGAUUCUUGAGGACGAGGAUGGUGCUGCUGCCACAGGUGCGCGUACCAACUCGGAAGAAACUCCUCUUGAAAAUCAUGGUCCACAACCACCUGUAAGUGAAGUUUCUACUGUCCCAUGCCCUAGAAUUGAUACUCAGCAGCUGGACCGGCAAAUUAAAGCCAUUAUGAAAGAAGUCAUUCCUUUCUUGAAGGAUUUUUCUCAGGAGCACAUGGAUGAAGUAUGCUCUUCUCAACUUCUAACUUCAGUAAGACGUAUGGUUUUGACUCUCACCCAGCAAAAUGAUGAGAGCAAAGAAUUUGUAAAGUUCUUUCAUAAACAACUGGGAAGUAUAUUACAGGAUUCACUGGCAAAAUUUGCCGGCAGAAAACUGAAAGACUGUGGAGAAGAUCUUCUUGUAGAGAUAUCUGAAGUGUUGUUUAAUGAAUUGGCUUUCUUUAAGCUGAUGCAGGAUUUGGAUAAUAAUAGUAUAACUGUUAAACAGAGGUGCAAAAGGAAAAUAGAAGCAGCUGGAGUGAUACAGUCUUAUGCCAAAGAGGCCAAAAGGAUUCUUGAAGGAGAUCAUGGCUCACCUGCUGGAGAAAUUGAUGAUGAAGACAAAGACAAGGAUGAAACUGAAACAGUUAAGCAGACUCAGACAUCUGAGAUGUAUGGUGGUGAUGGUCCCAAAAAUGUGAGAUCGGAUGUUUCUGAUCAAGAGGAAGAUGAAGAAAGUGAAGAAUGUCCGGUGUCCAUUAACUUGUCCAAGGCUGAAACUCAGGCUUUGACUAAUUAUGGAAGUGGAGAAGAUGAGAAUGAGGAUGAAGAAAUAGAAGAAUUUGAAGAGGGGCCUGUGGAUGUCCAGACUUCACUUCAGGCUAACACCGAAGCUACAGAAGAAAUGGAACACGAUGAUCAGGUACUACAACAUGACUUUGAAAAAUCAGGAGAAAGCAAAAAUGUCCCAUCAGAACAAGAACCCACUACUAGUAAAGAUGACCAUGAUAGCACUCCUGUGAAACCCUGUUACCUCAAUAUCUUGGAAAACGAGCAACCUUUAAAUAGCGCUGUUCAACAGGACACUCUCACUACCAUUGAUUCAUCUAAACAGCCUAAUCCUUUGCCUUUACCUUUAACCGAAAUCGAAACCUUGGUGCCUACAGUCAAAGAAGUUAAAUCUGCUCAGGAAACUCCUGAGAGCUCUCUGGCUGGAAGUCCUGAUACUGAAUCUCCGGUGUUAGUGAAUGACUAUGAAGCAGAAUCUGGUAACAUAAGUCAAAAAUCUGAUGAAGAAGACUUUGUGAAAGUUGAAGAUUUACCACUUAAACUGACAAUAUAUUCAGAGGCAGAUCUAAGGAAGAAAAUGGUAGAAGAAGAACAGAAAAACCAUUUAUCUGGUGAAAUACUUUGUGAAAUGCAGACUGAAGAAUUAGCUGGGAAUUCUCAGACACUAAAGGAACCUGAAACAGUGGGAGCCCAAAGCGUAUGAGAUGUCUUCUGAGACUCAUCUAACUCGCUUUACGUUAGUCAAUGCAUAUAUGAACGUGGCACUAAAUAAACAUCUGUUUUGAUCUGUAUAAAAAUGUAAAUUAGUUUGACACUGCAUUCUUGAUAGGUGUGCUAAUUUCUGCCCGUGGCAGUUUAAAACAUCAGAAACUGAAUUCUGGACAGAUUGAAGCCUUGAUACGCUGUGGGGUUGUUUGUUUUUCUUCUUUCUUUCCUUUUUUUGGUCUUCAUUUUGGUUUUCUUUUUCCUUUCUUGUGAUGUUUGGCAUCGUUAAAUUUAAGAUAUAGUUUUAAAUAAAGUUUGGACUUACCUGUAAAGUACCUUUUCUUGAAAUUAUGUUGAAUUCUAUACAGUAAGUCACUGUUCUAUAGGAGUAGGAUAUUUAGAGGAGAGCAAGAAUUUGAGAAAAACAGAAUUUUAGCCAGCUGUUAGGUCAGGCUUCCAAGUAAUGUCAGUAUUACUGCUUUUCAGUCUAGAUACCUGCAUGUCUUAUUCCUGUGCAGGAUUAGGGAAAGUUAUAAAGGUAUUCAGGUUAUUUGUGAAGUUAUUAUAAAAUGUAAGUAUUAAUUAUCAGAUAAAUAUUUUCCAGAAUUCAGUUCCUAUCUGUGUUGCCAUGGUCUUUAAAAAAAAAAAAAGUGUUAUGUAAGUAGGAAGUUUUUCUUCACAAACAGGUAACACUGUGAUUAAUUUUACAUGAAAAACCAAACCCUUUCAAGUAGGGAUUGUAAAACUGAAUUUUAUGUACCAGAACAUUAAGGCUCUGUAUGCCUUCAGACGAACUUGCGUUUUGAGAUAGCAUUUGAUUCUGUGUGUGGUGAGAGAAGCAGAUUCGUAGAUGAAGUAUUAAGGAGGGAACAUCUAUGGGAUGUCUUCACUACCAAGCUGAUCAGUUUUUCAAAGGUGAAUUACCUUUAGAUCGCAAACUUGCCAUAUACCUAAGUAAGGCUUCACAGAGCCAGUUAAUGGUGAAGUCAGUCUAUUAGUCUUAGAGGUUGUUUUUGUUUUUGUUUUUGUUUGAAUAAAAUAUACAGAAUUAGUUUCAGUUAGUGGUAUAUGAAACUUAUUAACAAUUUACUGAAAUACCCCAUUAGAAAAGAAGUUGGUUAGUAUCCUUUAAAAGUCUUAGUUGCAUUAUACUUCAGUGUAAAAUUAUAAUGCCUCUUCAGGGAGUGUUAAAUGAAGACUUCCCUAUGAGGACACUCACUGUAUUGCUAAUUAAUUGCAUUAAUUAAAAAACCCAUUCAGAGGACUAUCAUUCAGAAUCAGGAAUUCUUACCCAGUUGGCCUGACUCCCAGGAAACUAAAACAAUAAAUUAGAUUAUAUGUAUAUUUAAGUUCUAUACCUGUAUAUUUUCUAGACUCUGAAAAGAAAGAGGAGAAUUUCAUGUGUUGGCACUCAAGCCGAGCCUUACAUAUAUUACGGCCAUGUGUCUCUACAUGCAGAUUAAAGUUCAGUCCAGUGAAGACCUGUACUUCUGAGUUCUUUUCCCAGCACCUAUGAACCUUAUUUCACUAACUUGUGUUAGAGCUGCUGUCACCUACUAUUGUUUUCUGUUUUAGAAGAUAAUUCCACUUUAAAAUACCUGGGGCUGAAGAUUAGAUAAUUUGCUUUAUUCUUUCCUUAAUAAAUACUGCUCAAAGGUUAAGCAUUAAAUAUUCAUGUUCAUUAAUUUUUAAGGUGAAAUUCGGGUUAUAGAUUAAAGAGGGAGAAAAGGUGAAAGUGAGUGAGAAAGAACCUGUGCAGGUUGAGAGAAUGCUUACAAUAGUGAGCUUACCAGACUGGGCAGAUAAUCUUUGUAUUUUGUGACAUUAACUCUGGGUACAUGCGUUUUCACUGUGAAUAAAUAUCUAUCCUCCAUCCAAA
Neogale vison (American mink) is the source of this 8566-nucleotide messenger RNA. RefSeq names its product pericentriolar material 1 (gene PCM1). The transcript is spliced from 42 exons. Gene Ontology annotation, cellular component: ciliary basal body; centrosome; centriole. The record is from RefSeq and is a predicted model, not a curated record. NCBI's taxonomy places the organism in Eukaryota, Metazoa, Chordata, Mammalia, Carnivora, Mustelidae. Bases 296 to 6685 code for a protein of 2129 amino acids. Gene Ontology annotation, biological process: intraciliary transport involved in cilium assembly; centrosome cycle; protein localization to centrosome.